Alternaria incomplexa is the source of this 507-nucleotide messenger RNA. RefSeq lists its product as uncharacterized. The coding region runs from base 1 to 507 and encodes 168 amino acids. The record is from RefSeq and is a predicted model, not a curated record. Lineage: Eukaryota; Fungi; Ascomycota; Dothideomycetes; Pleosporales; Pleosporaceae. The transcript is spliced from 4 exons.
AUGCAUUUCCAGAAGCUCGCUAUUGUCUUUGCCCUUUCUGCCAUCGGUCUUGCUCAGGACGUUGACCGCGACGAUGUCCCCCAACAGUGCCGCCAAGUUUGCGAUUCAGUCACCAGGCUGACACGCGACUGUGACAACAGCACCAACGACGACAUGGCCGAGCGCCAAUGCAUCUGCAACGGCCAAAACGCAAACACUGCCGUUCCCCUCUGCGCAGCAUGCAUCAUGCAGAAUGGAGGAGAGAUGGACAAUGACGUAAACGACAUCGUCCGUGAAUGCGCCUUCACCACAACGUCCUACAACCCAUCCGCCGCUUCUACAGCACCCCCGGCUUCUGCUUCCGCGACGGGUGCUUCCGGUUCUGGUGGUUCUGGCACUGGUAACAGUCCUUCGGGUACGGGUGCUGCUGGUUCCGGCGAUGGCCCUGGCAAUGCUGCACCCGCCAACAUGGCUUCUGCGGCUUUGGGACUUGGUGGUUUGCUCGCGGCUCUUGGACUUGCCUUGUAG